Messenger RNA from Hydractinia symbiolongicarpus, 1046 nucleotides. Its product is annotated as protein boule-like. The record is from RefSeq and is a predicted model, not a curated record. The coding region runs from base 140 to 919 and encodes 259 amino acids. Gene Ontology annotation, molecular function: RNA binding. The transcript has 4 exons. Lineage: Eukaryota; Metazoa; Cnidaria; Hydrozoa; Anthoathecata; Hydractiniidae.
UAGAUACAGGUAGCCUAGACGCCCGUUCGAAUGAAGAUUCGAAACAUUGGCAAUUUUUUUUCGGAAAGAAAUUUUUGUUUUGAAAAGUUUUCUCAGGCAGGACGUACAUUUUUCUACGAACAUUUUAAAGUCAACCAGCAUGUCAGAAACAAGUUCAGAAAACCAAUCCAAACCGGAAUGCUAUGUACCAAAAAUGAAGCCAGGAGAUGUAGAAAUUCCAAAUCGAGUCUUCGUGAAAGGUUUUGCCAAAGAUGCAACUGUCGAUGACUUGUUUACGUUUUUUGAGCAAUAUGGAAAAGUGCUCGAAUGUCGAAUAGUUUCAGACAGAUAUGGUUGCAGUAAAGGAUUUGGGUUCAUCACAUUCGAUAGCCAGAACGUUGCUGAAACUGUCAAAUCACUAGAACGGAUUCAAUACAACGGUGAUAUUGAACUAGUGAUCGGUCCAGCAAGAAUCCGCAAGAAAAGGUUCUACUUGCUACCAGCGCAACAGUGGAAUAACCAGCCUCAACCAUUCUAUGCACCAGAUGGAAGUAUUGUAUGGGCUACACCUGUGCCUCCAUCACCCAUACAACAACAACCACAAAUGGUCUCUGCUGUUCAGAUGCCUCCGCACCAACAAGCUUAUGCUUCGCCUGUAAUUCUCUCCGUUGUGAACGAACCACCGCAGUACAAGCAGCAGCAAACAUGCAUAACUUAUCAGCCAGCUUCACCUCAAGGAGUCAUAGAGAAGAUUGCUAUUCCAACAACUAUGUCUUCAUCACCUGUCUGCAUGGAUGAUACCCAACAGGUACCAUGUAUGAGUCCUCUACAAACUGGUUACGUGGACAUGCAACAGCCCAUAAACGUAUCCUCGGACACUGUCGUUUAUGGCCAGAUGGUUCCUUUGAUACAAAAGAUGCAUAACAUGCACGUGCAGUAGAAUAUGCUGAGUCAUCAUUACACUUGCAUUUUUCCAAAAAAUAUUAUCGAAUGGCAAUUUUUAAAUUUAACUCAACAAGUUACAAAAUUUCAUUUUUUCAGUCAACUAUUUUUUAUCAUUCUAUCUG